This is a messenger RNA of Penicillium crustosum, 1818 nucleotides long. RefSeq lists its product as uncharacterized. Bases 1 to 1818 code for a protein of 605 amino acids. The transcript has a single exon. The record is from RefSeq and is a predicted model, not a curated record. NCBI's taxonomy places the organism in Eukaryota, Fungi, Ascomycota, Eurotiomycetes, Eurotiales, Aspergillaceae.
AUGUCUCUCAACCCGCAAUCCUCCCACUGGGACAGCCCGCAAGGGUCACUCUCCCCAUUUUCCAUCGAUCAACAAAUGAUCAAUUCAUCCACCCGCCACCUGACCUCAGCCAACCUGCUCCAAAUCUACCACGACGUGUUGGAGUAUAGCCUAUCUUGUUGGUUGAGCGACAUGACUUGUCCCUACCAAGCAAGGUCAGGAAAUAUCGCUCAUAAUAAACGCGAACGGGGCUCCUUACGGUCUAAUAUGAUAUAUCAGCGUACCAUCAGGCUCGAUCGUGUCGCACAAUCUUGCAACCUUCUUCAACUGACACACGCCGAGGACCAGGCCGCGUCCAAGGCUCUGCACCUUGCAAUCAUGGCCUUCGCUACGCAGUGGGCACAGGGCAGUCGUCGGCACCGCGAGAAAUAUUCGACCAGGCCUCUUUAUUAUGGCGAGAACAAGGUUUCAAAUGGUAUUACCGAAGAGUUUGACCGCAUUCUUCAGCGCCAAUUUUGGGACCAGGCGCAACGUGCACUUCAAGAAGUCACCGAUUUGGAGUGUUAUAGAGUGGCAUGUGCGGAGAUGAUCUUUGGCUUGACGCAAAGGCCAUGGAGUCCCGGCAAUCGGCCGCCUGGACAGAGGAUGCAAGAACAAGGCCGCACGUUUGCUACAGAAUCGGUCUUGAUAAAAUUGAACGGUAUAAUAAACAAAGAGGGGCCACCAAUAUACUUGGAGAGAGCAGCUCGGAAAAUGCAUGCGUUGAAGUAUCGCUGUGACGCACUCGAUAAGGGCCUCGGCAAACAGUACAGCGGUCGCGAGAAGGGCACCCACGGAAUUGAGGCCAUGAGUGCCGAAGAUCGAGAGACAGUCGGUCUACUGUACUGGAUGGCUAUCAUGUGUGACACCCUCUCCUCGUCCAUGAACGAACGACCCGUUGUGGUACUGGAUCAGGACUGCGAGCACGAAGGGCAAAAGGAGACUGAGGAAGUCGGGAAUAUGGACAAAUCUAUUCAAGGAGGUCGGUGGAAUCUCGAUCUCUUUCUGCCAGGAAACCUCAAGCAGACGCAUCGAACGCACUGGCCUUGUUCUUAUGAGGCUGCAGCUGAAGAUGUAAUCAAGUCAGCGCCGGUCAAAGUUCUUCUCUUCCGCCACCUGUCUUACCUACAAAAUGCCGUUCGCAAGGGUGCCUCUCAAGGCCAGAUCGAGGACAUUAUCCGCAUGACGAUGCUAUUAUAUGAAUACUGGAACAGAACGCACGGCGCCUUCUUUGGUGAACUGGUGCAGAACUACCACGCGGUUCCGCAGCGUAUACAGGGCUGGUUUCUGUGUAUCUCUGCUCACUGGUAUCUUGCUUCUCUAAUGCUUGCGGAUCUGUUUGAAUUCAUUGACGAAAAUUCCCUGGGUAGGGAUGGUGCAACUCAUAUUCGUAUCACCAACCAAGUGGCGAGGGAAAUGAGGAUUCACAGUGCCAGGGGGCUAUCACGUCUGGCAAGAGUCGGUACGCCGUCUACUACAAAUUAUAACAGCUUGGGUGUGCCGCAGAUGUCAGACUUUCACCACGCUGUCAACGAGGGCACGGUCUUGACCGAGCCAUGGACGAUUAUUUUGAUCAGGGCGUUUACCAAAGCUUGCAUGGUCUUUCUAAGUGAUGCAGAUGAGUCUCUGCGCUGCCCCGGGACUACUCUCGGGCACAAUAGUCAUGAUUUUGAGCGAAACAUGGAGCAGGCCGAGGAUUGUAUGAAGGGGUUGUGGCUACUGGGUAAAAAGUCGGAUAUGGCACGAGAGAUUGCCGAAAUACUUUCACUCACGUUAGAAGAAUUGCGGGAUCGUAUAUAG